Messenger RNA from Vicia villosa (hairy vetch), 567 nucleotides. RefSeq lists its product as uncharacterized. The coding region runs from base 1 to 567 and encodes 188 amino acids. The transcript has a single exon. The record is from RefSeq and is a predicted model, not a curated record. Lineage: Eukaryota; Viridiplantae; Streptophyta; Magnoliopsida; Fabales; Fabaceae.
AUGGAAGGCCUUACUAGAUUGAUAAACAGGGCAGUGGAGAUAUGGGAGUUUAUAGGAUUUCACAUUAAUGAGGAUAUUUAUGUGGACAUUUUACAUUUCAUAGACGAUAUGGUUAUUAUAGGAUAUGGGAGUUUGGAAAACCAGUGGAGUGUGAAAGCUAUAUUACGGGGUUUCGAAAUGGUGUCUGGCUUAAAAGUGAACUUCUAUAAGACUAAAAUCUUUGGUAUCAACUUGUGCGAGUGGAGUAUGAGAUCUAUAGUUUCGUUUAUGUCUUGUUGUGAAGACCAUCUUCCUUUUAAAUUUUUAGGUGUGAUGGUCGGAGACAACCCUAGAAGAUUGCAUAUGUGGAAGGAUGUCAUUAGCAAUAUUAGAAAUAUAUUGCCACCUUGGAGAAGUAGAUUUCUUUCUGUACGAGGAAGGGUAGUUAUGGUUAAUGCAUUAUUGAAUUUUAUACCAAUCUAUAGUUUGUCAUUUUACAAAGCCCGCGUUAAGGUGUUGAAGGAGAUUAUAAGGAUUCAAUCUAAUUUUCUACGGGGAGGCUAUGAUACUAAAAUAACAAUUCAUUAG